Penicillium brevicompactum is the source of this 4740-nucleotide messenger RNA. RefSeq names its product ubiquitin-binding serine/threonine protein kinase VPS15. Gene Ontology annotation, molecular function: protein binding; protein serine/threonine kinase activity; ATP binding. Bases 1 to 4740 code for a protein of 1579 amino acids. NCBI's taxonomy places the organism in Eukaryota, Fungi, Ascomycota, Eurotiomycetes, Eurotiales, Aspergillaceae. The record is from RefSeq and is a predicted model, not a curated record. The transcript is spliced from 4 exons. Gene Ontology annotation, cellular component: late endosome; phosphatidylinositol 3-kinase complex, class III, type II; phosphatidylinositol 3-kinase complex, class III, type I. Gene Ontology annotation, biological process: macroautophagy; late endosome to vacuole transport; protein targeting to vacuole.
AUGGGACAAGGUUACUCCCUCACAACCCUGUCGGCGGGGUCGGCGGGGAUUGAUGCACCGGAGUUAUCAGAUCUGGUGUAUGAAAGGUCCAUGGGAGGUGGCAGGUUUAUGAAGAGCAUCCGAGCCAAGCAGCAAAAUGGCUUGGUGUUUGUGAAGGUGAUCAUGAAGCCAUUCCCCACCAUGGAGCUUGGAGCAUACAUAAAGGCAAUCACAAAGGAGCGCAAGCUACUGGCAGAUGUCCCCAACGCGUUGAGCUAUCAAAGGAUUCUUGAAACGGGUACAAGUGGGUACUUGGUACGCCAGUAUAUCCACAGCUCCCUUUAUGACCGAAUGAGUACACGACCUUUUUUGGAGCAUAUUGAAAAGAAGUGGAUUGCAUUUCAACUCCUGUGUGCCCUACGUGACUGCCAUGCAAAGGAGAUAUACCACGGGGACAUCAAAACAGAGAACGUGCUAGUCACAGCCUGGAAUUGGCUGUAUCUCACUGAUUUUUGCUCAUCCUUCAAACCAACAUUUCUACCAGAAGAUAAUCCCGCGGACUUUUCCUUUUUCUUCGAUAUCUCGGGGAGGCGAACAUGUUACUUGGCCCCCGAGCGUUUCUCUGUUGCUGGCGAGGAAUCUGGUGGAAGUGGUGUCAAUUGGGCAAUGGAUAUAUUUGGCGCUGGCUGUGUUAUCGCAGAACUCUUUCUUGAAUCGCCGAUCUUCAACCUGAGCCAAAUGUACAAAUAUCGCAAAGGGGAAUACAGCCCCGCGAACAGUCAGUUGGCGAAGAUCGAAGACGCAGACAUUCGAGAUUUGAUACUGCACAUGAUCCAGCUUGAGCCGGAAUCCCGAUACUCCGCAGUUGAAUAUCUCAACUUCUGGAAGGGCAAAGCAUUUCCGGACUACUUCUACGGCUUUUUACACCAGUACAUGUCUCUCAUGACUGACCCUUCAUCCGGUCGACCAGAUGCCCAAGCAGACUCAUGCACUAGAGAGGAGGCAGAUGAACGGAUUGAACGUAUCUAUCUGGACUUUGACAAGGUGUCAUAUUUCCUGGCCGCUAACCCCACUGGUGCUGGGGGCCCUCCCAUCCUUGAUACGGCCAAUGGCGAAAUUGAAAAGUCGCCGGCACAAUCGGACGAAGGUGCAUUAAUAUUCUUGACACUUGUGGUUUCCAACCUGCGGAACACAGCUAAAGCAUCGGCUCGAAUCAAGGCUUGUGACAUUCUUCUUGCAUUUGCGGAAAAGCUGUCGGAUGAGGCGAAAUUGGACCGAGUGCUCCCAUACGUCAUGUUACUUAUGAAUGAUCGCACUGAUACUGUGAAGAUCGCAGCUGUCCGCACCCUGACCGAGUUACUCAAAACGGUUGAAGUGGUUUCUCCAGUCAACGCCUAUCUGUUCUCCGAGUAUAUCUUCCCCCGGCUUCAGCCAUUCGUGACAACCUCUCACAGCACCCCAAGUGCGAUGGUACGUGCAGCGUAUGCUUCAUGCAUCGCUUCUCUGGCUCAAUCAUCCUUGCGUUUCCUGGAUAUGAUCCAAGCAUUGCGCUCUGAUUCUCGUUUGGCUGCAUUGCUACCGGUCGGCUUUGAGCCCCGAUGGUCCGAGGAUGCUACCUAUCACAAUCUCUAUGACGUGGCCCGGGUUGACCUUUUGGACUACUUUGAGGUUCACACAAAGGCACUGUUGACCGACACAGACUCAUCAGUUCGACGAGCCUUUUUGGGUUCCGUGUCGAGUCUUUGUGUUUUUUUCGGUAACCUGAAGGCAAACGAGGUCGUUCUAAGUCAUUUGAACACCUAUUUGAACGACCCGGACUGGAUUCUGAAGUGUGCGUUUUUCGAGGCCGUGAUAGGUGUCGCAACAUACGUGGGAACCCUCAACCUGGAACUGUACAUAUUGCCGCUUAUGGUUCAAUCAAUGACGGAGCCCGAAGAGUUUGUGGUUGAAAGAGUCAUUCGCUCUCUAGCUGCCAUGGCUGAGUUGGGGCUAUUCCAGCGGUCGACUACAUGGGAUCUGCUCCAUACCACCGCGGGGUUUCUAGUGCAUCCAAACCUCUGGAUUCGAGAGGCUGCGGUGAAGUUCGUGGUGAACUGCUCCAGAUUCCUGUCAAUGGCGGACCUCCACUCCAUCCUAACCCCCAUCAUCCGCCCUUUUCUCAGGAUCAAGAUAGUUGAUUUCUCAGAGCCGAAGCUUCUUGGUGCACUCAAACGACCGAUCUCAAGGAAUAUUUAUGAAAUGGCAUUCAUUUGGGCUUCGAAAAGUGACAGGGGCAUUUUCUGGAGAUCCCCAGGUCGUGAUGGCAUGUUCAGCUUAUCCGAGCCUGGGACAUCCAGUCCUCGUGUCGGACAGCGCAAUUCUUCACUGACCAUGGCUGUUCAACCAAGAAAUGAGGAGGAUGAACAAUGGUUGAACCGUCUAAAAAACCUGGGAAUGACCUCUGAGGACGAGUUAAAGUUGCUCGCGCUUAAAGAUUACAUUUCGAGGGUCUCCGUACGACAGUCCAGGGACACUGAAGGCCAAGCCUCUCCUCCAUUAAACGAUAUUGUCAGUCUAACCCAGCAUGGGAUCAAACCCCAGACAGUGUUUUUUGACAAAGAACUUCGGGAUCAACCACGGAGAGUCUCGCUGGAUGGGCAUGAUGGCAACCCUACGGACGAUACAAGACCAAGAACCAUUGCAGAUGCUUUGCUCGAUGCGUCCGCCACUAUCGAGCGAGCCCCCAGUUUUCAUCGAAAACACUUGCGUUCGAAGAGCCAGGCGUUCAGAGACCAUAGGCGGACUUCGGGCGUCCCGAUUUUGGAUGGCAAUGAUUCAUCCCCCCUCUCAUCAUCACCACUAGCGUCAUCCCCAGCGACCAGACCGGGAUCUCGCGCAUUGUCACCUCCAAGUUCAGAUAAUGCCCCCAGAAAAUCCACCCGUGGGAGUAGUCCCGGCCAAGAUGGAUCAUUGACACCAACCAACGCAGAGAUAACGAGUCUAGUCGACCGUGUUCACAAAAAGCCUAGUGCCAUAAAUCUACUCAACGGCAAAGACACUGGCAAAGCUUAUGCGGAAACCGGCACAAGCUCCGCCAAUGCCUUUGGGAAAGUCGAUGCGCCCCUUCAAAGAGGCGGAGUCUCUCAACCUCCUAAUUUCACGUUCCCAGAGCGAACCCCUACGACAAUCUCGCAGAAGUACAGAGCCCACCAUUCAUACACAGGAAAUGAUCCCGCUGUUUUGCGACUGCUGGACAAUGUUUUUGAGGAGAACUACCCUACAGACCUAUUCGACCUUGGCCCAUAUGUACGGGAAAUUGAUACCCGUCAACCGAUUCGUGCCCCUACAGACCAAGAGUCGAACAAGGUAUGGAGACCUGAAGGGAAUCUGGUUGCCACUUAUGGUGAGCACAGUGCACCAAUCAACCGUGUAGCAGUUGCGCCUGAUCACUCCUUCUUUAUCACCGCAUCCGAUGAUGGUACCGUGAAGGUUUGGGACACCACUCGCCUGGAAAAGAACCUGAGUCCUCGGUCUCGUCAGACCCAUCGUCAUGCGUCCGGAUCGCGGGUGAAGGCCUUGACCUUUGUGGAGAACACAUAUACUUUCAUCAGUGCGGCUACCGAUGGCAGUAUUCAGGCUGUUAAGGUGGAUUAUCAAAAGGUCAGCCAGACAGCUUUCCGGUAUGGUAAACUUCAAGUUGUUCGUGAGUACCAACUCCCCGUCGCUCGUGAUGGAACCCCGGAGCACGCGGUCUGGCUAGAACACUUCCGCGAUGAAGGUCAGUCCACUUUGAUCAUUGCAACCAACACUUCUCGCAUCCUUGCAUUGGACAUGAAAACCAUGCUUCCAAUCUACAACUUGGAAAAUCCUGUCCACCAUGGAGCCAUAACUACAUUUUGCUGCGAUCGAAGACAUCAUUGGCUACUAGUCGGCACCACACACGGAAUUCUCGAUCUCUGGGAUCUGCGGUUCCGUGUGCGACUGAAAGCAUGGGGACUUCCAGGCUGGGGUGCCGUCAAUCGCAUACAGCUACACCCGGUCAAGGCGCGUGGGCGCUGGGUCUGUGUCUCCAGCAGUGGCAGUCACGGCAAUGAGAUAACUGUUUGGGACAUUGAGAAAUUCCGCUGUCGCGAAGUAUACCAAGCAACCCCAUUGGGCGUCGCCAACAAUGCAUCCGGCACGGUCCACCCGUCUCGCGCUACGUCCCACCCAGCCCAUAUUGUUCCCGGUGACUAUGAAGCAUGCCGCGUCGAUGGUGAUAAACCGGAAGGUAUGCUGAGCCGAUUUGCUUCGCGCGGCACCGAGGGCACAUCCUCCAAUCAGGCUGGUGAUCGGCUCGGCAUCUGGACUUUUGCCGUUGGUCUCAAUGCCCCCGACGAAGACAAGGACUCAAGCACCAAGUUCGGGUACAUAAUAUCCGCGGGAUGUGAUCGUAAGAUCCGGUUCUGGGAUCUCGCUCGGCCAGAUCUCUCUUCAAUAGUGAGUGGCUUGGACGUUGUGUCAGAUGGAAGCGUUGGUGUGAAGCCGUACUACGAACAGUCUCAACCCAGCCCCAAUCUUUUGGUGACUACCGAGCGCCUCCCUACAUCGUCUGGCGGUGGAAACUCGAGAGAUGCCAGGAAAGGGGCCAGUCGACCACCACGAAGUACAGUGAUCAGUCUGCAGCAGCAGAUGCUCCUGAAAAGUCACCUGGACGUUGUUCAGGAUGUGGCAGUUUUGCGUGUGCCAUAUGGUAUGAUUAUCAGCGUGGAUCGAGCGGGCAUGGUCUACAUAUUCUCGUAG